Oncorhynchus gorbuscha (pink salmon) is the source of this 3559-nucleotide messenger RNA. RefSeq names its product exocyst complex component 1-like. The record is from RefSeq and is a predicted model, not a curated record. Gene Ontology annotation, cellular component: plasma membrane; exocyst. Gene Ontology annotation, molecular function: phosphatidylinositol-4,5-bisphosphate binding. The coding region runs from base 211 to 2916 and encodes 901 amino acids. The transcript has 19 exons. Gene Ontology annotation, biological process: exocytosis; Golgi to plasma membrane transport. NCBI's taxonomy places the organism in Eukaryota, Metazoa, Chordata, Actinopteri, Salmoniformes, Salmonidae.
CCCGGAAGUAGUUAGUUAUUCUUGUCAGUUUUAUAGCAGUGGAGGGGAUUGCUUAAUGUUUUUUGUUUUAAUAGCGCUAAAACAAGAUCACGUUUAAAUGACAAUAAAUAGUGAUUAAGUGUAGGACAUCCCUAGUGCAUUAGAUUCUCUAUCAAAAUUCAAUUUAAGGCUAGCAUUAUGUCUGCCUGAUUUGUAUUUACAGUAACAACAAUGACAGCCAUCAAGCACGCCCUCCAGAGGGACAUCUUUACGCCCAAUGAUGAGCGUCUCCUCAGCAUCGUCAACGUCUGCAAGGCGGGGAAAAAGAAGAAGAACUGCUUCCUGUGUGCCACAGUCACCACAGAGAGGCCGGUGCAGGUGAGAGUGGUCAAAGUGAAGAAGUCAGACAAAGGGGAUUUCUACAAACGGCAGAUGGCCUGGGAACUGAGGGAUCUGGCUGAAGUGGAUGCAAAAGAUGCCAGUAAGGAGAAUCCAGAGUUUGACCUCCAUUUUGAGAAGGUGUAUCGAUGGGUGGCCAGCAGCACAGCUGAGAAGAAUUCCUUCAUCUCCUGCAUUUGGAAGCUGAACCAGCGUUACCUGCGGAAGAAGGUGGAGUUUGUGAAUGUCAGUUCCCAGCUGCUCGAAGAGCUUCCUAAAGCGGAAGAGUCAGUCCCCAGUGGUGAGAGCCAGAGUGUUGCCGGGGGCGACGAGGAUGCUCUGGAUGACUACCAAGAGCUGAAUGCCCGUGAGGAGCAAGACAUUGAAGGCAUGAUGGAGGUGUGCGAGUAUGCCAUCUCUAACGCAGAGGCCUUUGCUGAGAAACUCUCCAGGGAGCUACAGGUUCUGGAUGGGGCCAACAUCCAGUCCAUCAUGGCAUCUGAGAAGCAGGUGAACAUCCUGAUGCAGCUGCUGGACGAGGCUUUGUCGGAAGUGGACACCAUCGAGGGCAAGCUGAGCAGUUAUGAGGAGAUGCUGCAGAGCGUCAAGGAGCAGAUGGACCAGAUCUCCCAGAGCAACCGCCUCAUUCAGAUCAGCAACACCAACAAUGGCAAGCUGCUGGACGAGAUCCAGUUCCUGGUGAAUUAUAUGGACUUGUCGAAGGGACACAUCAGGGCCCUGCAGGAUGGAGACUUGUCCUCGCCCAAAGGCAUUGAGGCCUGUAUCAAUGCUUCUGAGGCUCUACUGCAGUGCAUGAACGUGGCACUUAGACCAGGUCAUGAGAAACUGAUGGCUGUGAAGCAGCAGCAGCACCUGUUCACUGAGCUCAGAGAUACCUUUGCCCGGCGCCUCACCAAUCACCUCAACAACGUGUUCGUCCACCAGGGCCAUGACCAGAGCUCCACGCUUUCCCAACACACGGCAGAGCUGACCCUGCCUAAACACAGCCCCUUGCACAGGGACCUGCUGAGAUACGCCAAGCUCAUGGAGUGGCUCAAGAACACCCAGAGAGAGAAGUAUGACGGCCUGUCCAGGACCUAUGUUGAUUACAUGACCAGAUUAUAUGAACGAGAAAUAAAAGAUUUCUUUGAGGUGGCGAAGAUCAAAAUGGCGGGCACAACCAAAGAGGGGAAGGGAAAUAAGUUUGCCACGCUUCCACGGAAAGAGAGUGCUCUCAAACAGGAAACGGAAAGCCUGCAUGGCAGCUCUGGGAAGCUGACGGGCUCCACCUCCAGUCUGAAUAAGCUGGCAGUGCAGGGCUCCAGCAGCAGGCGCUCCCAGUCCUCCUCUCUGCUGGACAUGGGCAACAUGUCUGCCUCAGACCUGGAUGUGGCCGACAGGACCAAGUUCGACAAGAUCUUUGAGCAGGUUCUUAGUGAGCUGGAGCCUCUCUGUCUAGCAGAACAAGACUUCAUCAGCAAGUUCUUCAAGCUACAGCAGCACCCCACCCUGGCUCAGGGAGAAGUGGAGUCUGACGGAGGGGUGCCCUCCAGACAGCCCCCUGCAGGGGAACACAGACACUCAAUGUCAUUGACUGAGAAGGACAUGGUGCGAUUGAUGAUGAACAAGAUCUUCCAGAGCAUUGAGACGGAACUCAACAGCCUCAUCGCCCUGGGAGACAAGAUCGACAGCUUCCACUCCCUGUACAUGCUGGUGAAGAUGAGUCACCACGUGUGGACAGCCCAGAAUGUGGACCCCGCUUCCUACCUCAGCACCACCCUCGGCAAUGUGCUGGUCACUGUCAAGAGAAACUUUGACAAGUGCAUUUCUGGUCAGAUCAGACAGAUGGAGGAGGUGAAGAUCUCUAAGAAGAGCAAGGUGGGCAUCCUGCCCUUUGUCACUGGGUUCGAGGAGUUUGCUGAGCUAGCUGAAACCAUCUUCCGUAAUGCAGAGCGCAGAGGGGAUCUGGACAAGGCAUAUGUCAAGCUUAUCAGAGCCGUCUUUAUGAAUGUGGAGAAAGUGGCCAAUGAGAGUCAGAAGACGCCCCGGGACGUGGUGAUGAUGGAGAACUUCCACCACAUCUUCUCCACACAGUCCCGCCUGAAGAUCUCCUGCCUUGAGACAGAGAGGCGAGAGGCCAAACACAAGUACACAGACCAUCUGCAGGCCUACGUCAUCAACUCCCUGGGCCAGCCCCUGGAGAAACUCAAUCACUUCUUUGAGGGAGUGGAGGCACGUGUGGCCCAGGGGGUGCGUGAGGAGGAGGUCAGCUACCAGUUGGCUUUCAAUAAACAGGAGCUGCGUAAAGUUAUCAAGGAGUACCCCGGCAAGGAGGUGAAGAAGGGCCUGGACAACCUGUACAAGAAGGUGGAUAAGCACUUGUGUGAGGAGGAGAGCCUGUUACAGGUGGUGUGGCACUCCAUGCAGGAUGAGUUCAUCCGUCAGUACAAGCACUUUGAAGGCUUGAUUGGCCGUUGCUACCCUGGGUCUGGUAUCACCAUGGAGUUUACCAUUGGAGACAUGUUGGAGUAUUUCUCAAGCAUUGCCCAGUCCCAUUAAUUACAAACAUACAUAUUAUAACUUUACACAUGCUCUCUAUUGCUUCAUAGUGCCACACACAGAAGAACCACUAUUUACUGAAACCAAUCCGUCAUUGCUGUGUGGCCAAUACGAAGUACAUUAAUUGAAAUUGAAUAAAUGGCACUUGAAAUUGUCUGCAGUACUGGUAUGGAUGGGAAUGAAUUAACAGUUGUAAAAAGUUUUGUGUGGUAGCAGGCACAAAAGCCUAGCCGACUAGGUGAAAAUCUGCCGUUGUGCCCUUGAGCAAGGCACUUAAACCCAAUUGCUCCUGUAAGUUGCUUUGGAUAAAAGCAUCUGCUAAAUGACUCCUAUGUAAAUGUGUGUGUGAGUGAGUGAGAUAUUAUUUGCACAGAGAUCACAAUGUUACUGAUUUCUUCUGUCUGUGAUUUUCCUUUGUUAUAACACACAUCGCCUGUACAUGACAAACUCUUCAAAAUUGUGAGGUUGUGGGCCAAAUACAUGUUAGCUUGUAUGACACUACUCAAAAUCUAAAGCCCCCUUCAUCACACUGUCUUGAACUUUGUAUAGUCACAGAAUGUCAGUCUUCUACUGGAAUAUUUUUGUGUGAUUGCAAACCUUUCAACAUAAUGCCAUAUUGCCAAAUAAAUGUAAAAAUGUCAAA